Molecule: messenger RNA, 1066 nt
Organism: Chenopodium quinoa (quinoa)
Lineage: Eukaryota; Viridiplantae; Streptophyta; Magnoliopsida; Caryophyllales; Amaranthaceae
Exons: 2
Coding region: 121-717 (198 amino acids)
Source: RefSeq, a predicted model, not a curated record
AAGGCAAAAGUAUAAACUAUGACUGUCUUUUGACUCAAAGAUGAAUAAACUCGUCAUAGAGUACUUACGGAGUUACGGUAGUUGAUAAGUAAGAAAGCAGAGAACAACAAACAGUGAAGAAUGGGAAUUUGGCAGUGGAUUUAUUCACCCAUUGAUGCCGUCAAACAGAACACUCCUGACAUAACGCCGGCGACAGAUAUCUGCCGGAAAACCUACGGUUUUUUUCGUGAUUCUACCGUUCCUGUCGCCGCCGCCGCCGCCUCUAAAGCACGGGACUUUCACGGGUACUUGUCCGAUGAUCAAGUUCGCGACAACCUUAGCAGUUUUGCCCUCAAUGUCUCCAAAAACAGCGCCCUUUAUAUCGCCCGAUCAUAUGGGGGUGGUCCGAUAAUUGAUAUUGUUUCACGAUCAGUACAAGGAAAAAAGGCCGACUCACAUAAGGGUAAGGUGGAGGAGUUUGAGACUAAAUUAGCUAAACUUGAGAAGGAGUUGAGCUCUACACAAUUAGAGAUACAAAGGCUGAGGUCUGUGUCGAAAUCCCAAGAUGAAUUCAACUUAAGUGCAACCACGUAUCAAAGGCCAGAGGAUGUGCUAAACAUGUUUAUGAUGGAGCAAUCUUUGGGUAGUAAACUUUUUGACAACCUGAUCAUUCCUGCCGAUGUUGGAUCUGAGAGGAAGGGGAAGACAGUGUCGAGUACAGAUGGAAAAUGUAAAUAGUAACAAGAAAUGUUCAUUGAUGUACUGUAUUAUUACAUUGUACUAGUGUGGCAUAUACUGGCAUGUGUUUAGAACACCUCGCCCCCCCCCCCCCACCCCCACCUAGCCUGUAUUUUAGUGUUUGAACCCCUCGGCGUCCCCUAGUAUGACCUGUGUUUGAACACUCUACGUCCCCCCUCUCUUGCUUUUCCAUGGUUGAUGCAUCUAUGAAUAUUGCCUAUUUGGUAACAUGAAAGGAAGCAAAGCAUGCUGUCUUGUUAGAUGCGGUGUAUGCUUCAUGAAGUAGCGUGCACUUGAUUAUUCCCAUACAACAUGAUAGAAAAUAGAAAGUUAUUCGUUGUUGAUUGCA